This is a messenger RNA of Sodiomyces alkalinus F11, 1050 nucleotides long. RefSeq names its product esterase/lipase/thioesterase. The coding region runs from base 1 to 1050 and encodes 349 amino acids. The record is from RefSeq and is a predicted model, not a curated record. Lineage: Eukaryota; Fungi; Ascomycota; Sordariomycetes; Glomerellales; Plectosphaerellaceae. Gene Ontology annotation, molecular function: hydrolase activity. The transcript is spliced from 4 exons.
AUGGUUCAGCUCAAGACCAAGCUCGACUACACCAAGGUUGACCCCAGCUUCAAGCCGAUGCCCAAGAACGGCUGGCUAUCGACCAUCGACCCGGAUUUCGCCAAAGUCAAAGAAGCCGCCGAUGCUUCCGUCGCCCAGCUCUGGGUCCCCGAGCUCGACAUGGCCGCCUUCAAGGCCGCCUGGAUGGUCGCUCCCCCCGCGCCGGAGGGAUGUCCCGUGGAAGGCGUCGACGUGGCCACCGAGCUGCGCAAGAUCCCCAUGCGCGACGGAGCCGAGAUCGAGGUCAAGAUUUAUAAGAGCAAGACGCCUUCCGCUGAGACUCCGGCCCUGGCGGUGCGGUUCCACGGCGGCGGCUGGGUCGUGGGCGGCCACAUCACCGAGGAGCCCGAGAACUUGCUCUUGGCUGGCAAGGCCAAUGUCGUGGUCGUAAGCGUGGACUACAGGAUGGCCCCUGAAUACCUGUUCCCCUACGCCAUCGACGACUGCUGGGACGCUACGAAAUGGGCCAAGGCCAACGCCGAAUCCCUUGGCGUCGAUCCCGAACGCAUCAUCUUCCUCGGCGGCUCUGCCGGUGGCGGUCUCUCUACCGUCGUGGCUCGCCGGGCCCGCGACGCCGGCAUGACCGGCGUACGGGCCCAGGUCCUGAACUUCCCCGCCACCUGCCACCCCAAGUUCUUCCCCCACGACAAGUACGAGGGCGGGAGCUACCAGCAGAACAUCGACGCCUCGGUCGUCGACGCGGUCCGGAUGGAGUUCUUCCUCGAUGCCUACAUUCCCGAGCCUACACCGAAUCCCGAUCACUCUCCUCUACUUGCCGAGUCCUUGAAGGGGAUGCCGCCAGCACUCGUCCAAGUUGCCGGUCUGGAUCCCCUGCGCGACGAGGGUAUCGCAUACGCCGAACGCCUCCAGGCCGAGGGCGUGCCCGUGGAACUCCACACGUACCAGGGCAUGCCUCACUGCUUUUACAUGUUCGCCGCACACCCCAAGUCGGCGGACUACUACAGCCGGACUCUCGAGUUCGUGAAGAAGCACGCCGCCAAGUCGGGCUGA